AUGCUAGAGGCCCGUCUACCACCGACUACGGCAUCUGAGCCUUCGUCACGACCUUUCGUGACUCUGACUUUUGCUACCUCGCUCGAUUCUUCGCUAUCCUUGGCACCUGGCGUCCGCACUCGACUUUCUGGGCCUGACUCUAAAGCCAUGACGCACUACCUUCGUUCCCGUCAUGUUGCAAUCCUUAUUGGCGUUUCUACCCUUCUGGCUGACUCUCCGGCUCUCAAUUGCCGCAUCAGUGGUGCUACGAGCCAACCCCGGCCUAUUGUUAUUGAUCCCCAUCUUCGCUGGAUUCCUAGCCAUGCAGACAAAGUCCUGGAAGUGGCGCGUCUUAACAAUGGCCUGGCUCCCUACGUACUAACCGGAGUGGAUGCCCAGAGCUUACCUACCACGAGUGUCGCAGUACUCGAGGAGCAUGGCGGCAAAUACAUCCACGUACCUACCACAUUGGGGCCUAAUGGCCGAAUGCGCUUCGACUGGCGCGAUGUGUUUAACGCUCUACUUCACGAGAAUCUUCCCAGUGUUAUGGUAGAGGGAGGCGGUCAGAUUAUCAACUCAUUGCUCGAUCCUCGGUUUCACGACUCAAUUGACUCUGUAAUUGUUACCAUUGCACCUACUUGGCUUGGUCAGGGAGGAGUAGUAGUGUCUCCAGACCGUCUUCAAGACCAAGCCGGAACCCCUAUCCCAGCCGCGAGACUAUCCAAUGUCUCGUGGCAUCCUUUCGGAGAAGACGUUGUCUUGUGUGGCACGUUGCACAGCUAG
Fusarium coffeatum is the source of this 762-nucleotide messenger RNA. RefSeq lists its product as uncharacterized. The transcript has a single exon. Gene Ontology annotation, biological process: riboflavin biosynthetic process. The record is from RefSeq and is a predicted model, not a curated record. The coding region runs from base 1 to 762 and encodes 253 amino acids. Gene Ontology annotation, molecular function: 5-amino-6-(5-phosphoribosylamino)uracil reductase activity. Lineage: Eukaryota; Fungi; Ascomycota; Sordariomycetes; Hypocreales; Nectriaceae.